This is a messenger RNA of Diachasma alloeum, 3422 nucleotides long. RefSeq lists its product as uncharacterized. NCBI's taxonomy places the organism in Eukaryota, Metazoa, Arthropoda, Insecta, Hymenoptera, Braconidae. The record is from RefSeq and is a predicted model, not a curated record. Gene Ontology annotation, biological process: nucleoside metabolic process. Gene Ontology annotation, molecular function: catalytic activity. The transcript is spliced from 11 exons. Bases 238 to 2085 code for a protein of 615 amino acids.
UACGAAUAGAAGGGGUUUUUGAGAGAGGAGUGGAAGCAAGUGGAAGCGUGGAGCUGACAAACGGAGGGAAGUAGGGGAGUUCAGUCAAGCCGUAGCGCGCCGGCCGUUGCUGAUAAAUCCGUCAGUGUUUGUUGGUGACGACUGACGAGUGCGAACCACACGUUUAUAAAAUAAUAAAUACGAUCGGCAGUUUAAUCAUCGAAAUUUAUAGGUGUCUGGUCCAGGGAUUCUGGAAACAUGGGGGAUACGAAGACUGAACACAUUGUGAUGACGCCGAAAUGCAAGACUGCUAAUUCAACGACACUGAUCAUCGAGAGACAGACGGUGGAUCGUCUUCCUGAGAAGAAUCAAAGGGACGUCCAUGUGGCAGGGGGCGAUCACAAGGGGAUUGUCAUCAAUAAACAUGCAGCUGCAGCGAAUGGGAUCUCGAGGCCUGCCCAACUUGGUCUCGAGUUUCGAGUCUUUCUCGUCAGUGCACAGACCAAAAAACAUACCCAGGAGUCUAGGAGACUUCAAUUCUGGUUUGUUAAUUCAUUACCAGAGGUUGAACAACCUCAUGUGGCUCAGGAGUUCUUCAGGGAGCUGGUGAGUCCUCAGGAAUUUCCUAGAGAUUACGUCGGCUUCAUCAAGAAGAUAAUGAAACUGAUGCAGCACAAAUAUCCAAACAUAAAGAAACUGGAGGUAGAGCUGAAACAGCUGGAGGAACCAAUCACUUUACCAACGAGACCAUCUCGAAGUGGCAACUGUCUGUACACUCUACCGAGAAAGAAAAGUGUUCGGAUAUCAGUGUCCAUUGAUGAGACAGUCAUUGGACAGGCAGUAGAAUUGACCUCUGAGAAGGUAUUGGAGCUGAUAGAAUCCGCCUACCCGAAUCCAGUCAAUGUGGAGGACAUGGCAAAGGAGUACAAUUGGGAGCCUGAUGCAGUGACUGGCAUAAUGCUGGCCCUCGAGAAAAAGGGAGUGGUGAAGGCUAUGGGUCUUGGUGCUUUCACGAGAGUAGCUCAUCAAGACACUCAAAUUAAAGUGGUAAAACAAAUGCCAACCAUGGCGAGUGCAAAACAGCCAACAAUAGCGAUAAUCACAGCUCAAUACUGCGAAAAACUGGCAGUUGACUCGAUGAUCGAGAAUAAAGAGACCUUUGUGCGCUACACAACUGUUGGUACUCCAAGCUCACCAGACUCCGUCGAUGGGGGUAUUCCGAAAGUCAUUUGCCGAUUUGGAGAAUCAAACGUGUACACCCUCGGCAACAUCGGUGCCCAUAGAAUAGUCUGCACAAAGCUGCCGACAGUUGGACACACGAGAGAAGCAAUGACAGCAGCUGGAAAUACAACAACUCGUCUGCUGGGCACCUUUCAAAAAGUCGACUAUGUCUUUCUGGUGGGAGUGGGGGGUGGAGUGCCCCAUUAUACCGACUACAAUAAGCACGUGAGACUGGGUGAUGUAGUUGUCUCCCACCCGACUCCACUCAACAACAAAUACGUCUACAUCUACUGUGAAGGGGCUAAAUCGAACGAGGAUGAGAGUUAUCACUUUGACACGAAGGAGUAUUGUCCAUCGAACCUGGGAAUCCAGGAGAUAUCCCAGACCCUCAAGACGCAGGCAGAUGAGGAGUCGAGCCCUCCCUGGAGGAAUUACCUUAAAGAAGGUCUGGAGAACCUGGGCAAUCUUCAGUCUCAGCACGACUUCCAAAGACCCCCAGACGAAUCAGAUAAACUGUACAUGGCCAUUGGGGAGAGGGAUAUCAUCGAGGUGGAACACCCUGCAGCCCCUCAGGACACAGCCAAGAGGACCAACUGUCCCAAGAUCCAUCUGGCACCUGUAGCCUCAGGUCGAAUAGUCUCUCGUGACGAUCAACUCAGACAGAUUUUCGCCUCUCGUUUUGGUUGUUUAGCUUUUGAUGCUGAGAUGGAUGCAGUCGUGGAGAGCAUUCUUGGCAAUUGUAGGGAUAGUUUUGCUGUGGUCAGGGGCAUAGCUGAUUACAAGGAUGGGGCCAGGGGGAAAGAGUGGCAGCCCUACGCUGCCCUGGCUGCUGCCAGUGUCGUCAAGUCCAUCAUUUGUGCUAUGGAUCCACCUACUAAUGUCUAAAUUUGAGGUGAUGUUUAAUCAAAUGAAUUUCCAGCUAGUUAGUAAUUGUCAGAAAGUAUUCGUGAAAUUCUUCUUCUGCGGAGAAGAUUUAAGGAGUUACACAACUUUUUAUUUCUAGGCUAAAAAUAUUUUAAAGACCAUUUUGGCAUUUUUUUCAACCCUAAUGCCAAGUAAUUUUUCAUGUGGAGAAUUGAGCAACUUCAAUUGCCAUCUAAUUGAGAAUUGCAUCAAAUACAUGAGUCAAAAAAAUUAUUCUCAGUAAAAUAUUGAAAAAAAACGCCGUCAAAAUAUUCAAUCAAAUAUUUCUGGUAUUUAAAAAAGUGAUUGAAAAUUUAUUUAUAUUUUCAACUGAAUAUUGAACCAAAGUAAAGUUGUUUAUAUAUUAUAGUGCAGCUCUUUGAUUCAUAUUUCCAAUAGAAUUGAACUAAAAAAAAGCGUUCCUGAUGAAUCAGUUUUUAGGAUUAAAAAUUGAAGAAAAAACCACCCUCAACCAAAGGAGGGAAAUAUUGGAAAUAUAUGAUAAAUAAAUGAAUAAGCUUUACAAUAGGAUAAAACAAGAAGAAUAAUAUAAAAUUUAUGUGCCAGCGUGUUCAAAUAUACGAAAAGUACUGCCAUAAUUCAUGAUAAUCGUUGAAUAUUUCAAACAGUUUAAAAAAUAAAUAAAACAAUGAGAAAAAUAAACGUAAAAGCACAGGGUAGUUUUAAUGAGAGAUAAUUAUGGCGUUUGAAACACCAUUUUAUCCAAGUGGACUUGGAUUCAAAAAGAGAAUAAUUAAAUUAAACAAUAGAUUAUGCAUUUGCGGCAGAAUUUAGUCGAAUUGAGGAUAUUUAUUUAUUUAUUUUCAUUCGCAGUCUGUAAUAUUUAGUUUAUUUAAAACUAGACGAAAAUCUAAAAUUCAUACUCACUAAUUAGUGAGUAUGAAAAUAUAAUAGAGUUAUAUCAAAGAUGAGAGUACUCGAGAAUAAUUUCAAAUUCAAAUUAUCGGAUAAAACCUAGAAGUAAUUAUUUGACUAUCAUUCUUAACCGCACGUUGACGCUAGUCGCCGUAAAACUGUGUUUCCUCGUAUAAUUAAUAAUAAUAUAAGUUAAUUUAGAUUUUAUCCAAUGGUGCAGUGCACGGAGUCAGCCUCUCCCAUAGACUACUUAUUCCGUCUCGCUUUUAUGUAUUAUUAUAUCAUAAAAAAUGUCUUCCAAUGGACCAAUUGAGUAGAAACUACUUCAUUAUUCAUAAUUUCGUAAUUUUUCAAUGCGUUAUAGAACUGUCGUUAAUUGUCACUAAAUUCAUUCAACACGAAGAGAAGAAAAAUAAAGAAAUCAUCGGUACCAUGAGAAUUAA